Penicillium brevicompactum is the source of this 1368-nucleotide messenger RNA. RefSeq names its product BCS1 and AAA domain-containing protein. Gene Ontology annotation, molecular function: ATP binding; ATP hydrolysis activity. The record is from RefSeq and is a predicted model, not a curated record. Gene Ontology annotation, cellular component: mitochondrial inner membrane. The coding region runs from base 1 to 1368 and encodes 455 amino acids. The transcript is spliced from 2 exons. Gene Ontology annotation, biological process: mitochondrial respiratory chain complex III assembly; protein insertion into mitochondrial inner membrane from matrix. Lineage: Eukaryota; Fungi; Ascomycota; Eurotiomycetes; Eurotiales; Aspergillaceae.
AUGAACACCAUCAACGGUGGUUCCUACCACAGCUCCUCCCAAAUGUCUCCGAUAGAUAUCAUCUUUCCCGGUUUCAGUAUGGUCUCUGCCUCCGCACGCCAGCUGCUUGCUGGCGACCCGGACAGCUACACACGACUUCUUUGUACUUUCGGGAUUUUUAUCCUCUUCGCCCGCUAUGCAGUCCGCUAUGUUUGGGAGAUAGUGAGAAGUUACUUCACAUCGACAAUUUAUGUCUCAUAUUACGACGAAGCAUACGAUAUGCUAGUUGAUUGGAUAGCUGACCAACCAUUUGUCCACAAUGCCCACUCAUUGAUUGCUCGCGUAAGAUCUCCACAGCGGGCAAACAACCAAUGUUCGACAAAGAAAAAGCCGUUGACCUUUUCUCCUUGGGAUGGAUCUUUUUUGUUUUGGUAUAAAGGGCAUUUGCUUGUCCUUCACUGCGCGGUCAAAGAGCAUCGAGAAGAUCUCUAUAUCUCUUCCAUUGGUCUUAAUGCAAAUAUUCUGAAGGAUCUCAUCGAAGAGUGUCGCGAGAAGUAUCUCAAGGAUACGCAGAGAAAAGUCUCUGUCUUUGAACACCGCGAGGGAGAGUGGAAGAAAGCCAGAGUGAGACCGGUCCGACCCAUCUCCACAGUCAUCAUGGAUAAGCAGGUAAAGGACGAUGUUUUAAGAGACGUGGACGAGUUUCUCGACCAAGAGAUGCAAGACUGGUACGCAGAACGUGGCAUUCCGUAUAAACGAGGUUACCUUCUGUUUGGACCCCCUGGAACUGGAAAAUCCAGCUUCAGUCUAUCACUCGCGGGGAAGCACGAACUGGAUAUUUAUACGCUUCAAUUAUCGAAUAUUUCGGACAGCAAGCUCAUGAAGCUAUUUGCUGAGCUUCCGCCGCGCUGUAUUGUUCUCUUAGAGGACGUCGAUACCGCUGGGGUGGGACGCAGGGACAGCGUUGACGCAGACCAAGAAACCGAGUCAAAGUCAGCAGUCACCCUAUCCGGCCUUUUGAAUGUGCUUGACGGUGUCUCAUCUCAAGAAGGCCGGAUACUAAUCAUGACGACCAAUCAUAUUGAACAUCUGGACGAAGCACUUAUUCGGCCUGGGCGCUCAGACAAGAAAGUACAUUUCAAGCUUGCCGAUCAGAACAUCUCGACUCAGCUCUUCCACACGGUCUUCAAGCAGUCGCCGAACCAAAAGCAAUGCAAUGAGGAAUAUGAUGACAAGACGAUCGAGGGGCUUGCUCGUGACUUCGCCAGCAAGAUGCCGGAGCAAGUAUUCAGCCCAGCAGAAGUCCUAUCGUUCCUUUUGGAGCGAAAGAAGUCACCUUCAGAUGCUGUCUCUUGCGUGGAGAGCUGGGUGACGAAAGCAAGGUAUUGA